GCUAGUUUCAGUGGUGUAAACAUUUCUCGUUUUCCAGCGUCCAGCUUCUUUAUGUUCGUGUUUAAGCUGUUUGUGUUGUUAGACAGGACGCUUGUCCAGCUGGUGUCCGAGAGACAGAAGUGCCCGAAAGAGCAGGGCUGGUUUGUAUUCUGUGCCUUUCCGAGCUGCAAUGAGUGAUGUUGUUGAGAAGACCCUCAGUGCUCUGCCGAGUCUGCUGUCUCUGGACCCCCAGUCUGGAGCCUCCAAACUUUCAGCCACCUCCAAAUUAGGGCAGUUGGUCAGAAGCAUCACUGAACUGACAUCCAAAAAUGAAGAAGAGAGACUCAUCACUAAAGAGCUGGCUGCUAUUAAAGAGCAGAUCUCAUCACCCAAUACCACAAUGAGACAGAUGAGGGAACUGAUGGUGAGAGCCAUGUAUUGUGAGAUGCUCGGGUAUGAAGCCACUUUUGCUCACAUCCAUGCCAUCAAGCUGGCUCAGCAGGGCACCGUACUAGAGAAGAGAGUUGGUUACCUUGCAGUGUCGUUGUUUCUUAAUGAGAGUCAUGAACUGCUGCUACUCCUGGUCAAUACAGUAUUAAAGGAUCUUCAAAGCACUAACCUCAUUGAGGUCUGCAUGGCUCUGACUGUUGUAAGUCAGAUAUUUCCCAAAGACAUGAUACCGUCCAUUCUGCCGCUCGUAGAAGAGAAGCUGUCUCAUCAAAAGGAAAUCAUUCGACGGAAAGCAGUACUCGCUCUGUACAAGUUCUACCUGAUCGCUCCAAAUCAAGUGCAGCACAUUCACGGCAAGUUUCGCAAAGCCUUGUGCGACAAAGACCCAGGAGUUAUGAUGUGCUCUUUACACAUCUACCUACGCAUGAUCAAGGAGAACCCUGACAAUUACAAGGAGCUGACGAGCAGUUUUGUGACCAUCAUGAGGCAGGUGGUUGGAGGGAAGCUGCCACUGGACUUUAACUACCAUGGUGUCCCUGCUCCAUGGCUGCAGAUUCAACUGCUCCGUAUCCUGUCUCUGCUGGGGAAAGAGGACCAGAGCACGAGUGAGCUGAUGUACGAGGUCUUAGACGAGUCUCUGCGCCGAGCGGAAAUGAAUCACAACAUAACUUAUGCAAUUCUGUACGAGUGUGUAAAGGCAAUCUAUACAGUAUACCCUAAAGCUGAGCUGCUAGAAAAAGCCGCUAGAUGCAUUGGGAACUUUGUGGUGUCUCCUAAGAUCAACCUGAAAUAUCUGGGGGUGAAGGCAUUAACAUACGUGGUUCAGUACGAUGCCAAUCUCGCUCUGCAGCACCAGAUGACUAUUAUAGAGUGUUUGGAUCACUCAGAUCUUCUCAUCAAGAGAGAGACCCUAGAGCUGCUCUUCAGGAUCACGAAUGCUCAGAAUGUCACUGUGAUCGUGGAGAAGAUGCUAGGAUUCCUCCGGCUUUGUGACGAUAACUACACCAUUGUUGAUCUUGUGGGAAAAGUGGCCGAGUUGGCUGAAAAGUAUGCUCCAGACAACGAGUGGUUCAUUCAGACCAUGAACGAGGUGUUGUGUCUUGGAGGUGACCUCAUGCAGCCAGACAUUCCCAACAGCUUCCUGAGGCUGCUUGCAGAGGGGUUAGAUGCAGAGGAGGACGACCGGCAGCUCAGGCUGUACGCAGUGAACUCGUAUAUGGCAGUGUUGAAGGGCGACUGUUCUCACCUGCCGCAGUGUUUCUUACAAGUCAUCAGCUGGGUGCUUGGAGAGUACUCGUGCAUGAGUCAAGGCCUGGACCCACACGAGGUCAUGGUGCUCCUCAGGAAGCUGUUGAAUCAGAGAGGCGUGAGCUCUGAGACCAGGAGCUGGGUGCUGUGUGCCCUCACUAAGCUGUGUCAGAGCUCUGGGGCUCCUGAGCUGGUGAUGGAACUGGCAGAAAGCUUGUCCUCGUCUCUGGACACGGUGCUGCGGCAGCAGGCUCAUGAGCUGCAGUGUCUCACGCGGGACGCACAGCUGCAUGCUCAGGUAGUACGGCAAGCCAGGGACAGCACAACGGUGGACUCUUCGCUCUCGUUUCUGGAUGGGUUCGUAUCUGAGGCUCUGGCUGCAGGAGCUGCUCCGUAUAAACCUCCUCAUCAGAGACAGGAAGAGCUGUGUCAAGAGAGAACGCUGAGUUUGGAGCCGUAUGGACUGUCUCUGCCUGUGAGCAUGUCGUCCUGUACACUGACCGACAGACAGUCCCCGACCCUCCUGUCCGUGAGCUCUGGAAUGUCUGGUAACAGCACUGAACCGUCCCUUAGGACAGGAGCGGGCACACUCAUGUUGGAGGGUGUGAAGAGAGUGUGGGGGAAGGAGGGAUAUCUGCCUCAGAAACAAUCAGCUUCAGAACCCUCAGCAGUAGAAGACGAGCCGAACAGCUCAAUGCAGUCGUCCAACCGGGAAGUGACUCAAGACACCUCCCAGCCUGAGCCCGAACCCGAGCUCAAGCCACAGCCCCCGGACAUGGACCAGGAGAAGCAGCAGCUGGCAUCGUCUCUGUUUGUUGGCCUGGGCUCUCAAAACUCUCUGUCACUGUUAGAGAAAACCGAAGCUCCGGCUCCCAGAUUCAGAAGAAAACACCGCCAGCACGAGACAGCAUCAUUAUCUUCAAGCACCAGCGAGACCUCCACGAACUCGUCUCAGUCUUCCCGGCUCAGGACGGACACCUUAUACGACGGCUUGCUGGAAGAGCGACCAGUUACUCACAUCCAAAACUCGAACCACACCCCGACGUCCACUACAGUUAAUGGCGUCUGUGGUACGACGCAGUCCAGCCGGAGCGCCGAUGGUUUGUUUGAAAAUGAAGCUGACACUGUUGAUACGCUGAUGAUCAGAACAGACACUCCAGCAGAAGAUGCUUCGGUAGUCCCACAAAAUGGUUGUUCUGACCUUGGUGUUCUACAGUUGCCACCGGAAUUGGAAAACCUGCCUCACUCUGACAUUAUCGGCUUGACCUCUGACCCUGACAUGUCUAUCUCUUGCUGCCGCGUCUACAGAGAAGAUGCUCUGCUGCUCGUGCUGUUCGUCUGCAACACCACAGAUACGCCGCUCCGUGAUGUCACUGUUGAACUGAGCUGUGAGGAGCUGGAGAUGGCAAGUCUAAGAGGAAACGUGAUGGAGUGUCUGGAGGGCAGGGACUCCUCAGUGUGUCGCUACACUCUGCUGAUGGAGAAACCUCACAUUCAGGUGACGUUCAGAGGAUCGGUCCUGUACCAAACACAGACUGGACAUUCACACACACUGCUGUUCUCAGACAAACUGUCCACUCCAGACUUUAUAAGGCCACUGAAACUGAGCACAGAGGACUAUGGGAAAUUGUGGCUCUCCUUCUCUAAUGAUGUGAAGCAGAACCUGAAACUGCUGACAGGUACCAGAGGUGCCAGAGGUCCUCUUGAAACCACUCUCGAUGCUCUUCAGGAAAGCCUCCGACUACACACAGUGCACAUCAUUGGAUCGGAAGGCAUAGUGGCCUGUCGUCUGCUGAAUGGCGCCCCCUGCCUGAUGCACUGCCGCGUACACAGUGCCUCCCUGGCUGUGUGGCUGCGUUCUCCUCUGCCUGCUUUCCCUGACUGUCUCCUCUAUCACUGCCAGAGAGUCCUGCAGGAACCCUGAGCUUCAGCAAGUCUAUGCAUCAACCUUCACCUGAAACGUCUUACAAUCCUUCUGCUAACUAAGAAUGAAUGAAGAAGCCUGGACCUGAUCAGACCUUCGUUUAAGCUGGAAGUCUGAAAGGAAAAGCAAUAUACUUUCUUUAACAAACUGCUUUUUAAUCCUAAUACUAUUUUUUCCCCUAAAUGAACCCAAUUCUUGAGCUGAGGUGAUGUCACACUAAAGAUGUAUAUAAAAAAUAUAUAUACAUAUAUUUAUUAUUUGUUUUAAUAUUUU
This is a messenger RNA of Clarias gariepinus (North African catfish), 3874 nucleotides long. It is a transcript of the gene ap4e1, whose product is annotated as adaptor related protein complex 4 subunit epsilon 1. NCBI's taxonomy places the organism in Eukaryota, Metazoa, Chordata, Actinopteri, Siluriformes, Clariidae. Gene Ontology annotation, biological process: intracellular protein transport; receptor-mediated endocytosis. The coding region runs from base 170 to 3601 and encodes 1143 amino acids. Gene Ontology annotation, cellular component: AP-4 adaptor complex; membrane coat. The record is from RefSeq and is a predicted model, not a curated record. Gene Ontology annotation, molecular function: cargo adaptor activity. The transcript has 21 exons.